Pseudogymnoascus destructans is the source of this 1581-nucleotide messenger RNA. It is a transcript of the gene KRE2, whose product is annotated as alpha 1,2-mannosyltransferase 2.4.1. Gene Ontology annotation, biological process: protein N-linked glycosylation; cell wall mannoprotein biosynthetic process; protein O-linked glycosylation. Gene Ontology annotation, cellular component: Golgi apparatus; membrane. The transcript is spliced from 3 exons. The record is from RefSeq and is a predicted model, not a curated record. Lineage: Eukaryota; Fungi; Ascomycota; Leotiomycetes; Thelebolales; Thelebolaceae. The coding region runs from base 102 to 1418 and encodes 438 amino acids. Gene Ontology annotation, molecular function: alpha-1,2-mannosyltransferase activity.
ACUUUUCUGUCGCUCUCCUCUGCGGCAGUCUCAGGAACAGCGUUGGCGAUUGGCGAUUGGCGAUUGGCGAUUCAUCUCUCCUGGUCAAAAGCACUCCCUCGAUGACGGACGUGCCCGUCCAGGAGAAAUCGGAAUUACCACCACCAUACAGUGCCCCCCCUCGGCCUCCUAAUUCUAAUAGCAUCUUCAAGAUGGCUGCCGGCCAUGCGAGAUACUUCAGAUACAUUCUGUUCGCCUUCUUUGGCCUAGCAGUUAUCUACUUCAUCUCGUCAUCGUCAAACGCAACACAGCGCCUUCCAACCGCACAAGAAAUUCUACGACAAGGAAAGGACUGGGCAAACUCCCACUCCGGUAAUGGCAAUAAGCCUUCAGAGGCAGUCAAUUCGGAACCUACGACUCCAAAUACCCCAAAUGGUUUUCCUCCCGCAUCAAGCACCGAGCCGCGAAUGAACGCCACGUUCGUUACACUCGCGCGCAACAGUGACCUCUGGGAGAUUGCACGCUCAAUCCGCCAGGUCGAGGAUCGUUUCAACAGAAAGUUCCACUACGACUGGGUUUUCCUGAACGAUGCUCCCUUCAAUGACGAGUUCAAGAAGCUUACCACCGCCCUGGUUUCGGGCGCCGCACACUAUGGAGAGAUUGCAAAGGAACACUGGUCGUUCCCUCCACACAUUGAUCAGGAUAAGGCCCGCAAGGUCCGCGAAGACAUGGCUGAGCGCAAGAUUAUCUACGGCGACUCGAUCAGUUACAGGCACAUGUGCCGCUUCGAGUCGGGCUUCUUCUUCCAGCAGCCGCUCAUGCUGAACUACGAGUGGUACUGGCGCGUGGAGCCAAGCAUUGAGCUCUUCUGUGACAUCAACUACGAUGCCUUCAAGUUCAUGGCUGACAAUAACAAGAAAUACUCCUUUGUUCUCAGCUUGUACGAGUACGUCGAGACGAUCCCGACGCUUUGGACUAGCGUCAAGAAGUUCAUGAAGAACCACCCCGAGCAUAUCGUGGAGGGUAACUCCAUGGGCUAUCUCAGUGAGGAUGGAGGAGAGACUUAUAACAACUGCCACAUGUGGUCCAACUUUGAGAUCGGCAACCUUAACUGGUUGAGAUCCAAGGCUUACACGGAUUACUUCAACACCUUGGAUCAAGAUGGAGGUUUCUUCUACGAGAGAUGGGGUGAUGCGCCUGUUCACUCCAUUGCAGCUGCUCUCAUGCUCAAAAAGGAGGAAAUCCAUUUCUUCAACGACAUCGCAUACUACCACGUGCCAUUCACUCACUGCCCCACUGGGGAGCAGACGAGAUUGGACCUUAAGUGCCACUGCAACCCUAAGGACAACUUUGACUGGAAGGGAUAUUCUUGCACAUCUAAAUUCUUCGAAGUUAACGGAAUCGCAAAGCCAGAGGGCUACGAGAAAGAAAUGAAUUAAGUCACCGACGCCUUUAUUUAAAGCGUCUGUAUAGUGUAAUUCAUAUGAUCUCAAACUGGGGGGUGGAGCGGAGAUGGGAGAUGUAGGAACGAACCUGGCGUUUUUGGGUGGGAAAUGGUUGAAGGGGCAGCAGUAACACUUGUAUACAUAAAGGAGACAUCCG